AUGGCCGAAGCUUUUGUAACCAACAUUGCAAAAUCCCUUCUAUGGAAGCUAGCCUCUUUUUCUGCUCAAGAAUUUUGUUUGGCAUGGGGACUUGAAGCUGACCUUGCACGUCUUGAAGAGAAACUACUGGCUGGGAUUGCAUCACUUAAGUCUGAAUUUAACCUCAGUGAGCAGACUAAUGAUCAUAGUCAUGUCUUGCAUGAGGAAACAGAUAUGAGACAGUCCUUUCAGGGUUUUUUCGGUCUUGUCGGAAGAGAUGAAGACAAAGCACACAUCAUCAGCCUUUUGGCAGAACCAUUUGAGGUUGAUGGUGCACAUCCUUUUGUCAUUCCAAUAGUUGGAAUGGGUGGUUUGGGAAAGACUGCUCUGGCCAAAACGGUGUCUGAUGAAAGUGCUCAUUUUGAUUUGAAAAUACAGGUAUGUGUUGCGGAUGGUUUUACCCUAAAACAAGUGAUGUCAAAAAUUAUUAAAUCUGUAACUGGGGAUCAAAGCUGUAAUAGUUUGGGCGAUGACGAACUCAAAGAAAAACUGGAAGCAAUUUUGAAUGCUCUUCCCAAAUUUCCAAAUAAAUUAGAUCGUGUGCGAACAGUUCUCUUUGCAAGCGAUAUAGGGGGGCCUACAUGCAAAGCAGACUUUGAGAAACGGUUGAUAGAAUUUAAGCAUUUGCGGUCGUUGGAAUUAAUUGCUUGUUUUGAACUGUUUCCUAAAAGGAUUGGUGCCCUGAAACAUGUGAGAUAUCUCAAUGUGAUGAUGAAUUCAAAAUUGAAAAGGUUACCAAAAUCUGUUUUCAAAUUACAAAAUUUGCAAGCUCUGUUUCUAGGUUAUGGCUUAGAAGAGUUGCCCAAAGAUGUGAGAUACAUGAUCCGUCUUAGACUUUUAUUUCUGACUACUAUGCAAAAGCGGUUGCCAGAGGGUGGGAUUGGGUGCUUGGAGUGUCUUCAAACUUUAUUUAUUGAUCGUUCAAAAAAUCUUGAAUAUUUGUGCGAAGAUAUGCAAGGUCUUAAAAGCCUUCGAAAAUUGGGUAUCAUGCAAUGUAAAAGCUUGAUUUCUUUGCCACGAAGCCUGAAAUACCUGACUGCACUGGAGUUUUUGGGUAUUAUUGAUUGUGAGAAGCUUGAUUUGAAGACAAUGGAGGAAGAGUACGAGGAAGAAAUUAAGCCACUUCGCCUUCAGACUGUAAUAUUUGCAGAGUUACCGGCGACACUAGCAUUACCAAAACAGAUUCUUCAAGGAUCUGGGAAUUCUUUACAAACAUUUCUGAUUGAAGACUGUCCAAAAAUUAGAGAAAUGCCUGAGUGCGUCGGCUAUCUAAAUAAACUCCAACAGCUUGCGAUCAGGCGCUGUCCAAGUUUGAGCAAAAGGUGCCAAAGGGGAACAGGAGAAGAUUGGCCCAAGAUCGCUCAUAUCCCUGAAAUUGAAGUUCACUAUGUUGAUACUGAUGAAGAAACAUCCGAUUAG
Molecule: messenger RNA, 1458 nt
Organism: Dovyalis caffra
Lineage: Eukaryota; Viridiplantae; Streptophyta; Magnoliopsida; Malpighiales; Salicaceae
Source: the annotation of a GenBank genome assembly